Messenger RNA from Gopherus evgoodei (Goodes thornscrub tortoise), 1076 nucleotides. It is a transcript of the gene MED30, whose product is annotated as mediator complex subunit 30. Gene Ontology annotation, molecular function: transcription coregulator activity. Lineage: Eukaryota; Metazoa; Chordata; Testudines; Testudinidae. Gene Ontology annotation, biological process: positive regulation of DNA-templated transcription. The coding region runs from base 150 to 689 and encodes 179 amino acids. Gene Ontology annotation, cellular component: mediator complex. The record is from RefSeq and is a predicted model, not a curated record. The transcript is spliced from 5 exons.
UCUGCCCAGUCCUGUCAUCUCCUUCCGCCUGGCCGUUUCCAGGGUAACUAGCCGCGCCGGUCGGAGACUCCUGUCGCCCGCCUCCCAGCGGGGGAGUCAGCCCGGCCCCCGCCCGGCCCUAAUUUUGUGGGAUUGAUUGGAGUCAGACAAUGUCCACUCCUCCUCUCGCUGGGGCAGGGAUGCCUCCUGGAGCUUUCUCAGGACCACAGGCUCAAGCAGCCCGGGAAGUGAACACAGCUUCUCUCUGUCGCAUUGGCCAAGAAACUGUGCAGGAUAUUGUAUUUCGGACAAUGGAAAUCUUUCAGCUACUGCGGAAUAUGCAGCUACCAAAUGGUGUUACUUAUCAUACUGGGACGUAUCAAGACAGAUUAACAAAGCUGCAAGAACAUCUCCGUCAGCUAUCAAUACUCUUCAGGAAACUGAGAUUAGUCUAUGACAAAUGCAAUGAAAACUGUGCAGGGCUAGAUCCUGUUCCCAUAGAGCAACUUAUUCCGUAUGUUGAAGACGAUGGAUCCAAGCAUGAUGAUCGUGGUGUUGCCAGCCAGCUUCGUUUUGCUAGUGAGGAAAGAAGGGAAAUCAUGGAAGUAAAUAAGAAGCUGAAACAGAAGAAUCAGCAGCUGAAGCAAAUUAUGGAUCAAUUACGGAAUCUCAUUUGGGACAUAAAUGCCAUGUUGGCAAUGAGGAACUGAACUAUGAUACAAUUUAAGUAUUUUUUGUAAUUAUGAAAAUAGACUUUCUUUAUUUGUUUGAAAAUACAUAAUUUCUUUUUUCUAAAAAGCCAUUCAUUUUAUCCUCUCCUAAUCCCACUAGUAGACAAAACUCCUUUAAUGUUACUAUGUGGUUUCUUUUGCGAUAUUUAAAUGUGUUGGUUCUGUCUGUGUAAACAAUUCAUCAUGUAAUUUGUACACACAAUAGAGACUCAUUUGUGUUUACUACAAUAAGCUUUGUAACCUGUAGUCAUAUUUUGGUUAGCAUUCCAAUUCUGCUGAUAUUUUUUUUUUAAGCUGACUUCAAAACUUGUGUUUUGAAAUAAAUUUCUCAAUGUUUCAACAAAUAAAGCUUUUGUUUAAAAUAUA